ACGGACGUAGCGCCGGUGUGCAGGCUCACUCGCGCGCGACUGUUUACACCGAGCGGCGGUCCACCUGCGCGCUCUCGCUCUUCGGAUUUCUCUCGUUCCGACCACCCCGUGCUCGUUUCGGCGUCUACAGUGCGCGUCAUCCAGUGAUAUGUGCUGCCCGAGCUCGACAGCAGCGAGCCGGCGACGAGCUUCAGGAUAAGCAGGAUGCCGGAUACGUGUGGAAGGAGGACCGCGCUGGUGGGGGCGUUGAUCGCGGCCUGCUGGCUGCUCAUCGGCGCCACGCCGAACGGAUCCUCCGGCGAGGGAGCGCCGCCGCCAACGCGGACCGCAUCGCCAAUCGGUCCGCCGCCGCCGCCGCCGCCGUCAACGCUCGCCCCGAGUCCAACCGCCGCAGCCAAGCCCAUCGACGACGCGGCGACGGCGGCGGCGGCGGCGGCGGCGGCGGCGGCCUGGGAGUGCCCCAACAUAACGGGCCCGGGACUCGAGUGCUCCUGCGAUUUCCCGCACACGCUCAGGUGCAUCGGCGACAGGACUGCCCUUCGGACGAUCGCGCAGCACCUGCGGCACAGCCGUCCGGGGGCCAUCUCCCUGCUGGACGUCACGCUGUCGGGGAUCACCGCGCUCCCGGCCAAUUUCCUCGAGGACGUGGCGCUGCACGGCCUGGUCGUGUCCACCGGCGAGCUGCGACAGCUCAGCGAGAACGCCUUCACCGCGUUGGCGAGGCCCCUGCAGGCCCUCGGCCUGCCCAACAACCUUCUGGACGCGGUGCCUAGCGUCGCACUGGCCAAGCUGCGUGGCCUCGAGAGACUCGACCUGUCGCACAACCAGCUCAGAACGCUGGAGGCCAGCUCGUUUCAGGCUCUGAGCAACGUCAGCUACCUGGACCUGUCGUACAACCUGCUGUCGCAGCUGUCGCCGCAGGCGUUCGCCGCGCUGCCCGGCCUCAGGUCGCUCAAGAUGCACGGCAACCAUCUGACCACGGCGGCGCUGUCGGCGCUGCGCGGCCUGCGCCGCUUGGAGGAGCUCGACCUGUCGGCCAACCUGCUGAGCGGGCCGCUUGGCCAGGGCCUGCUGCCGGCGAUGCCGCGGCUGCGCCAGCUGAGCCUGGCCGAGAACGAGCUGAAGCGGGUGAACCAGAGCGCUCUGCGGGGCAUGAAGAGCCUGUCGUCGCUGAGCCUCAGCCACAACCAGAUCGACGUGCUCGAGGACCACGCGUUCAGCCAGCUGUCGUCGCUGACGCGGCUGGACCUGGCCUACAACGGCAUCGUGGACGUAUCGAGCGCGUCGCUGGCCCACUUGGAGCAGCUGCGCAGCCUCGACCUCACGCACAACUUCCUGCGCUCGCUGAACGGCGACCUGGUGGUGCCGCUGCGCAAGCUGGAGGAGUUGCGCCUCGACGACAACGACAUCUCCAUGGUGAGCAGCGACCUGCCCGUGGCCAAGCUGCGUCUCAAGAGCCUGUCGCUGGCCGACAACCCGCUCAACUGCGACUGCAGCCUGCUGGAGUUCGCCGCCUGGCUGGCCAACUCCAGCCUAGGCAGCGAGGACAGGCUGUCGGCGGUGUGCGCCACGCCGCCCGCGCUGGAGAACGGCGUGCUGGCGCAAGUGCCGCCGGGCAGCCUGCUCUGCGGCGAGCCGUCGCCGCCCGUCAUGACGCGGCUGCCGCUCGCCGCGGCUCAGCUGACGCUGCACGAGUUCCACUUCGACGAGAGCAGCGGCGCGGACCUGCUGUGGCGCGUGGAGCCCUGCACCGAGCGCUACACCUGCGACACGCUGAUCGUGUACGAGGCGCUCGGCGACAAGGAGGUGCAGAUCGUCUCGCACGCCAUCCACUGCGACUCGCGGCUGAUGCGCAACCCCUGCUCGUUGCCGGUCAGCCUGCCGACGAGCGUGCGCCUGCAGCCGGGCCACCGCUACCGCUACUGCGUGGUGCUGAUGGUGCCCAGCGCCGUCUACGACGAGCUCUCGCUCGGCCUCGGCUGCAGCGACAUCAUCGGCCUCGAGGACACGCUGCACCUGGCGCCCGACGGGCCGCCGCAGCAGCGCCAGUCGCGCCCGCAGAUCGCCGGCCUGCGCGUCAACGCCUCCGGCGACGCCUGCCUCAAGGUGGAGGUGGCCGUGUCCGCGCGAGACCGCGGCGGCUGCCAGGUCGACCUGGACGUGUUCGCCGCCGAGUCCGGCCAGGUGCACCGCCAGCGGCUCAACUGCAGCUCCGGCCCGGCCACGCUGUCGGGCCUGUCGCCGGGCCGCUACCGCGUCUGCGCCAGCGUGGACGACCGCUCGGCGCCCGGGGCCGGCCCCGGCCCGGGCCACGCCCGCUGCGUCGAGGUGCAGACCUUCCGUCGGGGCGGUGAGCCGUCCUCGUCGUCGUCGCCGCUGUUGCUGCUGCUGCUGCUCGCCGUCGUGCUGUGCGUGCUCGCGGCCCUGGCCUUCCUGGUCGGCCGGCUCUUCGUCAGGAGGACCGGCAAGCAGCGCCGGCUGGCGCCGCCCUCGCCGCCGCCGCCGCCGCAGUGCUUCGUGCCCGCCCAGCAGCUCGAGGUCGCGCGCAAGGCGCACUACAUCAAACUGCACGCGACCACCAAACUCUGACCGGCUACGGGGCUCCAGCCGAGCUCUCGGAGGCGCAGCGACCGCGUGCGGCUGGGCCUCUGCUCUCGGCUGAGCGCGCACCGCCUUGGCUCCACGGCUACGGCGACAAUAGACGCGCUAAAGACAAAUAUUGUAAAUACAAGAGUGCUGCUUACGGGUGGCUAGAGUAGGCUCCAAGCUGGAAGCUAGCGUGACGGAUUUCAGGAGAUUUGCGCGAAUGGACGAGCAGCUGUGAAAGCUGUCAGCGCUAACUUAGAAACGUUGUACAUACAAUAAUUUUCUUGGUCUUUCUCACCGAAAUUCUCACUAACUCAGGGGGUUAGCGAAGCUUAUUCACGUAGCUACUUAGGAUGCAAUGGAAAAUCGUUAACACAGCUACGUUCACCUGUACAAAAUAUUAUUACACUCAUGUAGACGUACUUUGCUUCCAAUACUUUUGUAAAUACUCUCCUUUUUUUUAAGUGAUCAGUUACGAAUGUAUAUCAAAUGCUCUAAAAUUGUUGUUGAUCUUUAUACAUUAUUAAUAAACACGUCU
This is a messenger RNA of Phymastichus coffea, 3124 nucleotides long. It is a transcript of the gene Lrt, whose product is annotated as TLR4 interactor with leucine rich repeats-like. Bases 205 to 2589 code for a protein of 794 amino acids. The record is from RefSeq and is a predicted model, not a curated record. Gene Ontology annotation, molecular function: protein binding. NCBI's taxonomy places the organism in Eukaryota, Metazoa, Arthropoda, Insecta, Hymenoptera, Eulophidae. The transcript is spliced from 7 exons.